Molecule: messenger RNA, 1470 nt
Organism: Lycium ferocissimum
Lineage: Eukaryota; Viridiplantae; Streptophyta; Magnoliopsida; Solanales; Solanaceae
Exons: 3
Coding region: 1-1470 (489 amino acids)
Source: RefSeq, a predicted model, not a curated record
AUGGAUCUAGUGACUCAAUCAGUUGCUAACAAUGCAGCUAAUGGUUGUUUCAUGAAUAAAUCUUACCGACAAGUGACCAACAUACUUGACAGGCUGACCACUCACAAUCAGGCUUGGCAUUCAAGCAAUGCUGACAUUGUGCCUUACGGUAGUGCCAUGAUCCAGAUUAUGGUAAAGGAGAAUCUAGAUACCCAGCAAACAUUGGCUGAGCUUGCAACAAAUAUUUCCUUGCUAACAAAGAAGUUUGAUGAAACCCAGAUUAAGAAGGUGAAUGUUUGUGAGGAUGAUCCAGGGGGUUAUCAAAGACAGAACUACCAAGGUGGUUACCAGAAUCAGAAUCAAUGGAGACUUCAGCAAGGUCAAGGUGCUUAUAACAACAACAACUCAGGGAACUACAAUAAUAAUUAUGGUGGUGGGAACCAAGGGAGCUACAACAACAACAACAAUUUUGGGAACAAGAGUUCCAAUCCUUAUAUACCAGCAAAAGGGCAGUCAACAGAGCAAGGUAGUUCGAGGGUUGAAGCAAUGCUUAAGAAGGUUCUGGUAAACCAAUCAAAGUCUGAGAGGACUUUAUGCGGGUUGAGACGGGUGGGUUCCCAUACAACGGCUAUUCGAAGCUCGAGUCACGGAUGCGGGAUAUUUCUGAAAGCGAAGACACCCUCAAAAAAGGGAGGACUUCCGAGUGACACUGUUCCAAAUCCAAAGAACAGGGGAGGCGAUGUAGACUGUGUGUUUGCCAUUAGUACUAGAAGUGGUAAAAUACUCCAAGGUACUGAUAAGAAGGUUGUUGAUUUUGAGCCGAUAGAUGAAGAGGAAGAGGUGCAGUCUGAAACACCAAUUAUUGUUGAUGAGAAUCCUACUGACAAGAAGGUUGCUGAUAUUCCAAAGAUUAUGAAGGAGGCUGAUGACACGAGCAAGCAGACUGUGAAAGGGGCUUUCCACCCUUUGACACAGCUUUGCAAGUCUAAACCUCCCUUUCCUCAGAGGUUGGUAAAGAAGAAGGAAGAUGCUAAGUUUGAGAAAUUUUAUGAUCAGUUGAAGCAGUUAUCUAUAAAUUUUCCCUUCUUAGAAGAUUUCAAGGAGAUGCUCGAUUUUGCUAAAUAUUUGAAGGACCUGCUGACUAAGAAGAAAACGGUACAACAUGAAACCGUGAGUUUGACCGACACUGUGAGUUCCAUUAUUUCAAUAACUACUAUUCAGAAAAAGGGAGAUCCUGGGGCGUUCACCAUUCCUUGUUUGGGGAUGCCAAGGCCGACUACUAUGAGGUUACAGAUGGCUGAUAGGUCUAUUAAAAGGCCUGUUAGCGUGGUUGAUGAUGUUCUUGUACGGGUUGGUAAAUUUAUGUUGCCCGCUGAUUUUGUGAUUCUUGACUGUGCUGUUGAUGGGUACAUUCUUAUUAUUCUGAGGAGACCCUUCCUUGCUACAGGGAGAGCUCUGAUGGAUUUAGAGAAAAAUGAAAUCAAGUUCUGA